AUGGGUUGUUGUCAGCAGCAGCAAAGCGGUCAGAACACCUCAUUGAGCUGCUCGUCUAAAAACGGCAGCUCUAGUUGUGCCGGUAAAGCGUCAAUUGAUAAGAAACCUGUCUCUUGUUGUGGAACAAGUAAGAAACCUACGAGAUGCAAAUGCGGCUCGAGCUGCUCAUGCGAAACGUGCAACAGCACCAAGCUAUAG
Messenger RNA from Lachancea mirantina, 198 nucleotides. The record is from the annotation of a GenBank genome assembly. Lineage: Eukaryota; Fungi; Ascomycota; Saccharomycetes; Saccharomycetales; Saccharomycetaceae.